AUGAACUGGUCUGCCUUUGAACAACUCCUGGGUGGAGUGAACAAAUAUUCUACUGCCUUCGGACGCAUCUGGCUCUCCGUGGUCUUCAUCUUCCGAUUGCUCGUCUAUUUAGUGGCAGCUGAGAAAGUCUGGGGAGAUGACCACAAGGAGUUUGACUGCAACACAGAGCAGCCUGGCUGCCCCAACGUCUGUUAUGACCUUUAUUUUCCAAUCUCCCAUAUCCGCCUCUGGGCUCUGCAACUCAUCCUGGUGACCUGCCCUUCUUUGCUGGUCAUCAUGCAUGUUGCCUACCGAGAAGCAAAAUUCAAGAAACGUCUGGAGAAGUUUGGACCCGAGUGCAGACCACGCUACCCUCCAGGCAAGAAGCGUGGAGGCCUGUGGUGGACCUAUCUCUUCAGUCUCGUCUUCAAGGCCUCGGUGGACAUCAUAUUCCUCUACAUCUUUUACCACGUGUACCCAAACUACAGGCUUCCCAAUCUGGUGAAAUGCAACCUCCCUCCUUGCCCUAACGAAGUAGAUUGCUACAUAGCUAGGCCAACGGAGAAGAACAUCUUCACCCUGUUCAUGAUCAUCUCGGCCUGUGUUUGCGUGCUCCUCAGUCUUAUGGAAGCCUUCUAUCUCAUAGCAAAGAGGUGCAAGGAGACCCACCCAGACCAGAGUGGGAGUCACAGGAGAAACGAUGGUGAGAUGCUCAUUCUCAAGAGAGAUGCUUGCUCCCCACCGUCCAGUCACCAAGAUGCCAUUGAAAUGAGCCCUCAGGUCUUUCAUGGAGCAGACUACAAACCAGUCACCUCGCCCCUCAUAAAGAGCUCACAGGGUGUGGAUAUGGAUCCCUCUAAACAUGGGAAGCAAGGGUAA
Molecule: messenger RNA, 858 nt
Organism: Varanus komodoensis (Komodo dragon)
Lineage: Eukaryota; Metazoa; Chordata; Lepidosauria; Squamata; Varanidae
Product: gap junction beta-5 protein-like
Exons: 1
Coding region: 1-858 (285 amino acids)
Biological process (GO): cell communication
Cellular component (GO): connexin complex
Source: RefSeq, a predicted model, not a curated record